Messenger RNA from Caenorhabditis angaria, 2491 nucleotides. NCBI's taxonomy places the organism in Eukaryota, Metazoa, Nematoda, Chromadorea, Rhabditida, Rhabditidae. The record is from the annotation of a GenBank genome assembly.
CUGUUUGACACCAAAACUUUGAAACAUCUUUGCUACAUUGAUGGGUUGAUUGAUGAUCAUAUAUUUGAAUCGAACUACACUGAUCCAUCGAUAAAAUUAUUCAAACAUUCUUUGAAUCUUCCAUUGUAUACAACUUGUCCAAAUAUGACCACAUUGAAUUCUUGUGAAAGUUUGAAUGAACACGAGUAAGAAAAUAACACGUUUUACUUCUCCGAACAUUGUUUUUUCAGCAUAAAUGAGUUUCGAAAUUUAAUUGAUAAAUGUCAAAUUGACCCGAGUUUAGUUGCAUGCCAAGCUUAUUCGAUUAACCAAGUCAUCAAUUGGAUUCUUCCUAUUGAUAGAAAUGAAACAAUUAUUUCAAUAGUGCUCAAAGUUUCAAUGUAUAAAGGAGAACAUUUGGAAUUUUAUCAACGUUUGAUUGGAAAAAUCAAUGUGUUCUUACGUGAAAUCGAAGGUGUUGAAUUGGUUGGUGUAAACUUCAAUAUGAAGAAUGAAGAAUUCGGCAAAAUAAUAUGUCAAGAUACAUUUAUUGGAUUGUUAAGUGCUAUCCUGGUAGUUUCAUGUUUCUUGUUAUAUUCGAGAAGUCUGAUUUUCACAUUGGUAAUAAUUUCAACUGUUAGUUUAUCAGCUGGUAUUGCAUUUUUCAUUUAUACAGUAAGUGGUAGAAUUAAUAAAUCAUUUCAUGUUUCUUUUUUCAGACAGUUUUUAAUAUUGAAUUUUUUCCAUUCAUCAAUCUUCUGGUAAUUGUUAUUUUGGUAUCAAUUGGAGCUGAUGACGCAUUUCUUCUUCUUGCUUAUUAUAGAAGAGAAAUUGAGAAAACUUCAAAAAUUGAAUAUAGAAUUGGUGAUAUUUAUAUGCCAAUAUAUUAUGAACAUGAUCUUUUAUCCCAAAGUCUGCGGAUUUCUCUUCAUCAUUCACUUGUAUCAAUGUUUAUCACAUCAUUCACAACAGCUAUAACAUUUCUCACAAAUCUAUCAAGUCAUGUUAUUGUUUUGAAAUGUUUUGGAAUCUACGCAUUUCUUACAAUUAUAACAAACUAUAUUUUAGUUUCAUUGAUUUUACCAAGUACAAUAAUUUUACUCAAAAGGCCAAGGGCUCCAACAAAUAUCAAACCUCAAGUGCUCGCUUUUACAAAAUUCACGGAUAAAUUCAAAUAUCCAAUUUUUGCAAUAUCAGUUUUGUUAUCCACAGCUUGUGCUAUUUUUAUUUUCAAAAAUCUGGAAGUUCCAAAAACAAAUCCAACAAAAGUUUUGAUCUCUUCAAAUAUUCAUGAAUUCUUUGAUGACAAUAUUCAUAAAUUCAAUUUUCAAUGGAAAAGAUCAGCAAGAAUUAUGAAGAAUUUUUGGUUUGGUGUAUCACAUGAUUCUGAAUUUGUGUUGUUUCCGAGUUUUCAAAAACGUCGCUGGAAAAUUCGAAAUAAUUUCAAUAUUACUGUAGAUGAUUUGAUGUAUUACAAAAAUAUUGCCAUCUUGGAAUCAUCCAGAUAUCAUUUUCUGAAUUUCACAUAUAUUCCUUGGUCCGACAAAGUAUUACGAUUGAAUGAAACAUGCCUUGACGAUCAUUUUAUAACUUCUGAAUGUAUUUUACAAACAUCAGUCAAAUAUUCAAAUUAUCUGAAUCAAUUUCCGAAUGAUUUUUCUGUAACUCCAGGAGAUGGUCCAUAUAUCAAUGAAGAUUUCAAAAUAUCUGGGUGAGGUUGAAAUUUUAUGAAGUUCUAUUAAUUUUUCACAGAUAUUUCAUUUCUAUUCCUACAAAUGAAAAACUCCGUGUUGAUGCUGACGCAAUUUCUCGAAUAUUUGAAGAAAUUGAAGGAACAUGUGAUUUUCUUCGUUUAAAUCAUACAAAUGUUUUAUGUACAUCUUCUCCAGAAGUUACUCGAUUUUAUGAUAUAAUUUAUCAAUUGAAAACUUCAACAUAUACUUCUGUUGGAUUUUCAAUUAUAAUUUGCUUAUUUGUUAUAAUUAUAUGUACACGACAAUUUUAUCUUUCGAUUAUAUGCUCCUUUGUAAUUCUAUCAAUCAUUCUAUGGACUGUAGCUGUUUUGAUUUUACUUGGUUUGUUUUAUCAGCUUCUAGUUUUUCUGAAAAUUCAAUUUUUGAAGGUUGGAAUCUAUCUGUUGUUGAAUCAACAAUUUUGAUAAUCAUAAUUGGCUUGAGUUUUGAUUAUACACUUCAUUAUGCGGUUGCAAUUCAAGAUUCUAAAUUGAAUUCAGAUAUUCAAACAAAAAUUAUGUUUGUUUUUUUUUUAAAUUUUCUGAUGUAUUCAAUUUUUUUAAAGAUCAGCACACACAACUGCUGGAAUUGCUUGUGUAUUUGGUGCAGUGACUCUUUGCCUCGCAGGAUUCCCACUAUUUUUCAGUGGAACUGCCUCAUUUUUUCAAAUCGGACAAAUGUUAGUUGUUCUUGGUGGAAUUUCAUUGAUUGGAUCUUCAAUUGUUUUUCCCGCUGUUUAUAUGUGUUCUUACAAAUCGAAAAAUGUAACUAAAUUAUGA